Xyrauchen texanus (razorback sucker) is the source of this 6297-nucleotide messenger RNA. RefSeq names its product leishmanolysin-like peptidase. Bases 121 to 2124 code for a protein of 667 amino acids. Gene Ontology annotation, molecular function: metalloendopeptidase activity. The transcript is spliced from 17 exons. Gene Ontology annotation, cellular component: cytoplasm; membrane. Gene Ontology annotation, biological process: cell adhesion; proteolysis. NCBI's taxonomy places the organism in Eukaryota, Metazoa, Chordata, Actinopteri, Cypriniformes, Catostomidae. The record is from RefSeq and is a predicted model, not a curated record.
GCCGGUUUAAUGAACAGCUGAUUUGACAGCCCCGCGUUAAAUAUUUACAAUUUCUGCUGUUUCGAGAGGAUUUCUGCAGCAUGACAGGACGGAGAUAUGCAUGUUAAAGUCACGGGGUGAAUGAUGGCGUCAGGAUGGCAGCAGGCCGGAUCAGUUAGAGCUGCUUUACUCUUUAACAUCAUCACCUUCAUCUUUAUCAUCAUCAUCAUCAACACCGGCGCACACUCGCACACCUGUAACCAUAAAGUGCCCCAGCACACUGAGGUGAUACAUAAAGUGUUACUGAGGCCAGACAGAUUGAACAAAAGAAGCACUGAACAACAGUUAAAGAUCCAGAUAGAGUACGACUCCAGCUUGGAUGGGUUAAAUGAAGACAAAAGCAGUCUUGUGAAGGACAAGCUCCUCCCCCAGGCUAUUGAUUAUCUCCAGAAGGCCUUCAGGGUUCGUAAGCAGUCAGGUCCAGUAUUACUGAGCAGACAAUGUGCAACAAAUCAGUACCUUAGAAAAAGAGAUGACCCCCAUCGCUACUGUCAGGGACCAUGUGCAGACAUCACCAAGUGUGGGCCAGUUAUUGUACCUGAACAACAUUUACAGCAAUGCAGGGUAUGCAGUGAGUCAGGGAAGUCCUGUGGCCCUACCGGCCCACCUGACGGUGAGGGGGUGGAAAGGGCAGAUUUUGUGCUGUAUGUGAGUGCAAUGACCACGGAGCGUUGUGGACAAGAGAACAUUGUGGCCUAUGCAGCGUACUGCCAGCUGGAGUCUGAACUAGACAGACCUAUUGCUGGAUAUGCCAAUCUAUGUCCCAAUAUGAUCACCACUCAAGCUCAGGAGUUUGAAGGGAUGCUGUCCACAGUCAAACACGAGAUCAUACAUGCUCUGGGUUUUUCUGCAGGGCUCUUUGCCUUUUACCAUGAUGAUGAUGGCAAACCUUUGACACCACGUUCUGCAAGCGGUCUACCUGCUUACAAUGAAAGUUUAGGGUUAUAUCAGUGGAGUGAUAAAGUCAUUAAAAGAGCAACUCGACUGUGGGACAUCCGUGGCGGCCACAUGGUGCGACACAAUGUCCAUCUUCUGGUCACUCCACGUGUUGUGGAGGAAGCCAGGAGACAUUUCAAUUGCCCCAUUCUAGAGGGUAUGGAACUGGAGAACCAGGGAGGUGCUGGUACAGAAUUUAACCACUGGGAAAAGCGUCUGUUUGAGAAUGAGGCAAUGACUGGAUCGCAUACACAGAACAGAGUAUUUUCCAGAAUUACUUUGGCUAUAAUGGAGGAUACAGGGUGGUACAGAGCCAAUUACAGUAUGGCAGAGAAUCUGGAGUGGGGAAGAGGUUUGGGCUGCGACUUUGUGAUGAAAAGCUGUAAAUUCUGGAUAGACCAACAUCGGCAUGCGAGGUCAACACUGAGCCCGUACUGUGAUUCUGUGAGGAGCGCACCUCUGCAGCUCACCUGCAGGCAGGAUCAGCUGGCAGUGGCCGUGUGCAACCUGCAGAAAUUUCCUCAUGCACUUCCUCAGGAGUACCAGUACUUUGACCGUAUCCCUGGUGUACCUGAGGAAGAUUUAUCAGCAUAUGGAGGGGCCGUGGAGAUCGCAGACUACUGUCCAUUUAGUCAGGAGUUUAGCUGGCAUGUGGGUGGCCAGUACCAGCGCAGCUCUUACUGCAGGGUACAGGAAAACCAGCCAGCAACGUGGAGGAACUAUGGGGCGGAAGAGUACGGCCCAGGGUCAGUGUGUCUGUACCAGAAGUCGGCGUUUGUAAUGGAACAGUGCACAAAGCGCAUGACCUAUCCUGACUGGGGCAGUGGUUGCUAUAAGGUGUCUUGUACAGCCCAGACUUUGUUGGUGUGGGUGCAGAACAAGUCUUAUCCAUGUGUUCGUGCUGGUCAGGUGAUCAGCGUGAGUGUACGGAUGAAUGGGUGGGUCUAUAGCGGGCAGCUCAUCUGCCCCGCUUGCUCUGACUUCUGCAGCGACUGCCUCCUCCCUCAUGAGAUCCCCUCUCUGAACACCACCAAGAGUAGUCGCUUAGAUCCUUGUUCUGGCUCUUGCUGCUUGGUGGGGAACUUUUGGUGCCUCCUGUUAACUCUUACGCCAGUGCUGGCGGGCUUCCUCCUCUGUGUCAGGGACUGAAUUUUUGGUCCUGAUUGAGACAGAUGGAUUAAGGCACCUUGCUGCCAUGGGCUUCCCUUGAGGUUUAGUUGCUGUGGACAGCAAACGACGAACACAUCCUUUGUGUAGUUUGCAAUCUUAUAACUCUUGUGGAGGUGUGCACUGUAGAAGUGAUUGAAAAGCCAUUAAUUGCACUUCUGUGCCCGAUUGUCAGCAAGCUCUAAUGAGAAGCCAUAAUCAUGCAAGCUGGUGCUAGUUUACAUUCUCUCUGUCUCUUUGAUGGCCCUGUAGCAUUUUUGGUCCUAAAAUAAGCAUCUGGUUGAGAAUGAUCUGAGAUUUUGGUGCUCCUCUGAUGUUCUGUGAAAUUACUUGAUGGCAAUCGUUUUCAUCAAGCAGGACAUGUGACUGAUACUUGUGAAUGGAAGAUACUUGUGAAUGUGCAUUGAGUCCUGGUGAGAUUUCUGUUAUGGUGCAAGCACUGAAUUCAAAGAUGUUUGAGUUAAUUUAUAGAACUUUGAAUGUUGCUAUUGUGUCUAAGUAAUUUAGAAUAGGUUUAAAAGUGAUUAAUUAUUUUUGGUGAAUCCAAAGUGGCAUCCAAAUGUCUGAGAUCACAUUGAAAAGUUUUGGGAUUUUGAAAAAUGGGUAAAACAGAAAGAUAUAUCUAUAAGGUUUGAUUUGUUACAUAAGCCAACAACAUUAGUUAACAUGAACUAACAAUGCACAAUACUUUUUAACAUUUGUUAAUCUUAGUUAAUGUUAAUUUCAAUAGUCAAUGUUUUUUUUUUUUAAAUAACAUUUUUUAUAUGUUAACUUUAGUUAAUGCACUAUGAACUAACAAUGAAAAUUUUAUUUUUAUUAACUUACAUCAAAAAAAGAUUAAAUGUAGUAAAUGAUGGUAACAAUAUAUUGUUAAUUGUUUGUUCAUGAUACCUAAUGCAUUAACUAAUGAAUCGAACCUUUAUGUAAAGUGUUACCGGUAAUACUUACUAAUACAAUACGAUUGCAUUUGUUUGCAAUUGACUGCAUUAGUUAACACAAAAUAACAAUGAACAAGACUUUUACAGUGCAUAUUAAUCUGGAUUGAUGUUAAUUUAAACAUGUAUCAAAAUAUUUUUUUAUUAAAUAUUGUAUACAGUUAUGUGAUGAUUCUUCACUAUUUCUAGUUAAAUAAUGAAAAACACUAAUUAAACGAUAAGCACAUUUUCGUUGACCAUGUUAGCAAUCAUUGGAACAUUCUCCAAUCAUGCUGGGAUAACUUGGAUCAUCAGGUUUUGCACAAAUUUGUGAAGUACAUGCUUUGAUUAAAGCAAAAUGGGCAUACUGAGUACUAAGAUAAUGUGGAUUUUCAGUUUAACUUUUCACUCAAACUGAUAUAACUUAUAAUGUAUAGUUAAUUAGAAAAUUGAUAAACAUAUGCAUUUUUAAAUGUGGUCUGAGACAUUUGGAGCCCAUUAUAGUUUCAUUUGUUUAUCAAGUAUUUAUUUGGAUAUUUCAGAUUUUGAAAGAAUGAUUCUGUUUACCUUGAAAACAUGUUGCCAGAUUUUGGUCCUAAAGGGCUGUCCUAUCAAGGGCUGCAGAUUUUAGAUCUUUAGUGUUUUCUUACUAUCAAUUCACUAAAAGCCCUUGAGAAAGUGCUUUUUAUAGUCCUUUUUAUGAGAUCAGAUGACGUUUGCUUUUACCGAGAUCAUACAUCACUGUUUGAAAAGGUUUUAACUUUUUUUAACACAAAUAUACAAUAUUUGUUCACAAGGCACCAUUAAUGGGGCUCUUGACAUUUGCAUUGUAACAUAAAAUUGAUAAUGAGCUUUGCAGUUCAGUUACAGAUAACAUUUUGAAGUAUUGUGGUACAAUCCAUUGGGACUUAGCAAUAUAACAAAACAACAAAAAAAAGCUAUAUUUUUCAGUCUUUUUGAUGAUAUUUGAUAUAUACCAUAUCUUGAUAUUUGUGUAUUUGAUUCUCUUUCAGAGGAAACAUCAUUUGCACCAAACUGCAAUUCUAGCUAAUUCAAUACAGUAAAAUAUAGUUAAAAUGUUUUCACUAAAUGCAAAACUAGUCUAAUGUCAUGCUAUUAGAAAAGUUUAGGGCCAAAUACAAAGCGUUUUAAUAUCAUCGCACCUAAUUUUAUCGAUAUAAAUAUCCAAAGCAAAAUAAUUGUAAAUAUUUGAGGUCAUUAAAUAUAGUGCCCAGCUCUACAAUUAUUUUAUAAAUGAACCAGUGCCAGUCAAAGUACAUAGAUCAGCUCUGGGUUGAAAAAAAAUCAAUCUUCAUGUUGGAAAAACAUUUGUGCUGAGUCAUCAUACAAGUAAAUGGGAGCAGGAAUUGAUUGUUUUGCUACUGCAGUGCCAGUAAUGACAAAUAUAGAAAACACUAUGCUUUCUCAUUGCAAUGUAUUUUCAUUUGUGAGCACAUUCAAAAUGUAGCGACUAAUUAAAUAGACGAAACUGGGAACAAAACUGAGGGGCUGCACUCUCCAUGUGAUCGCUUAGGGAGUAAUUUGUUACUGCUUAUGUGUCAAUGACUAGUGAAAGGUAUCUGUUUGUAAUAUAAUGAGCUAUUAUAAUACUUGUUUGUUUUAUCUUAAAAUAUUUCACAAGAAGCGUGUGUGGAUGCUGCUGUCUAAUCUUGUAACUAAACACACUAGUUCAUAGUGCAUAGAGUUGAACCUUUAGCCAUUAUUAAAUUGAUUUUGGGAUUGAUAUAUUUCUUUCUACCAAGGUUAGAAAAUGUUUUAAUUUCAGGAACAAACACACUGUUAAUCAAAUGCAGGUUAAUCUGAUAGCUUGAAAAAGAUAUACAUAGCAGCUUUAAUUAUUACCAACACUGAUUUUAGAGGCUUUUGGAUAUAUUUGGAAGUAUUAUAAUGACAAAUUUAUGGUUUAUUACAAUACGUUACUGUUGUAGUACUGGUAGCUGUGUAAAGAUAUAUAAUUUUUUUUGAGUCUGCUACUUGAUGAAGAGAUUAUUUUUGUGUUAUACAGAGCAAAUAUAGGACAUCAAAUCUUUGUCAUGAAAUCUGAUAUUGAAAGAGUACUUUUUUGCCCACAACAAAACAUGGUGUGAAUAUGGUUUUAAUUACUGUAUGUGUGUAUCAUUUCAGUUAAUAUACUGAACUGAAUGACUGAAUGAGCCAUUGCAGUUGCACGGGCUCGAUAUGAUGUAAUUGAAGAAGUUUUUACUCCCAUUCAAACCUGAACUAAAAUGCCUUUCCAUUUAUGGUAUUUACUCAAGGAUGGUAUUAAUUUAUUAUUUGAACUGUGUAGAUUAUUUUUUUUUCUGAAUAUAGUUUUGACCUUUCUUAGAUUAAAAGAGAUCUUGUCAUCAUAUCGUUAAAAGCAUUGGUAGCAUUUGAACAUUAGCCUAUUUACAAAUAAAAAAAUAUUUCAUUUAUUUUGUCGAAAAGGACUGACUGUGAUAGUAAUGAAAUGUAUCUCAUGAAAAGACAUGUUUUAUUUCUUGCUUAUUUAAUUUUAAUUAUUGCUGCAUAAACUGUGAUUCUUUUAUUAAUGGUUUCUCAUGUUGCCAUAGUGUUAAUAUUUGAAUUUCUCAUGUUAAACCCUCAUGACGUUCUGUAACUUCAUUUUAGUUGAGAUUACCUUGACAAAAAGUUUCACAGCACAGAUUUUUAAGGAAAUCUUGACUUUAUCAGAAGAAAUAUGUAUUAUAUAUUUUUUUCUAGUUUCCCACAGUAUGACUGUUCAUGCAGAACAGAAUUAUUCUCCUUUAAUUUCACUUAAAGACAAAACAUUUCAUUACUCUGCUAUAUUUGUCUGCUGUUUUCCUGAUUUUCAUCUUAAGAAUAUCUCAUUAACGUCUUAUAUUAUUUCUGAACAUUUUUGAUGUUCAGAAUGCUGUGAAUGCUGUGCUGAAACUGCUAUACAAUUAUAUUUUAUUAGAGAUUACACUUUCCCACUACAAAACAAUUGGUUAUAAAUAGGCUACAGAAGAGAAAAACUACUUAAAAGCAAACCUGCACAUUUAUAUCUAUGUUUAGUCAGUAUGACUAAUACAAAGAUAAACAGAAUUUUGUUGAAGAAAGCUGAGAGACCAAAGAAAAGUCCAUGCAGAACUUCAACUAAGAAUCUAGAACCACAUAAUCUCGCAAUUUUUUGUUUUUCCCCCCAUGUUUUGUGCAUUAUGUUUGUAUACAUUAAUGUAAAAAAAAAAAAAUCUCUUUUCCACAUUAAAGGAGGUGA